AUGGCACCCAGCACGUCCCAGUUGCCAUCGCGGUUUCCAUGCUGGUGCCGAGCAGUGUAUUCGUGGGGAGGAGAGACCACGCGGGACUUGGGCUUCGUGGAGGGUGAUCUGAUCGAAUGUCUGAAUGCGGGAGAUGGCCAGUGGUGGAUGGGUCGUUUGCGCCGUGAUAAGCGCGCGGUUGGACUCUUUCCCUCCAACUUUGUUGAGCUCAUGAGUGAAGACUUUGUCCCCAUCAGCCGUGAUACCAGCCCAAUGGUUCAAGCAGGAUCUUCGCCAAUUAACAAUCCGACGUCCGCGCCCAAGAAAGCAAAGACCGUCUUCCGGAAACCAUUCCAAGCGCAUAAGGAAGCCCUCUCCCCGGCCUCAAACCUGGCUCGCAGCAGAUCAAACACCCCAGUCAAGAGCUCUAUUCCACAGACGCCUCCUAGAGAUGGGGGUGUCCCCAGGAGCGUCAAACCUCUGCGUACCCAUGCGUCUGUGGUCAAGAACCAGGGCUCUAUGUCAUCUCGUCCUUCGUCUGUCUCUUCCCGUCCUUCCACCCGCGGCGUUUCACCCCGCGCAUCCAUGGAACCUGAACGGUCACCGUCUGCAAUUAUGCCUCGCGGUAGCGUAUCUUCCUCGCGUCCGUCUUCCCGUGAAGUCUCGCCAAUGGUUCGAGAGGUCUCCCCGAUGGCCCACGAAAGCUCUCCGGUGUAUUAUCAAGCUCCCCCAUCGCGUCAAGAAGCCUCUCCUUUGCCACCUCGCGCGGCUUCCCCAAUGGCCCAUCGGUCUGUUUCACCAAUGCCUAAUCGUGCAGUAUCGCCGGCACCGUACAAUACAUCAGCUGCCAUGCGAGGAGCAUCUCCAAUGUACUACGACGACUCUCCGAGGCAUCGAGAGGUUUCGCCAAUGCCCUAUCAUGCGCCACCCACCAUGCCUCACCGAGCGCCCUCUCCGAUGUACUAUGAUGAGUCUCCUAGGCAUCGACAAGUUUCACCGAUGCCCCAUCGUGCUGUUUCGCCAAUGCCUUACCAUGCACCACCUACUAUGCCACAACGGGCACCCUCUCCAAUGUACUAUGACGAUUCUCCCAUGAAUCACGAGGUCUCGCAGAUGCCGCAUCGCACAAUCUCACCAAUGCCCCAGCAAGUCUCUCCGAUGCAGAUGCAAGAACGUGAGGAGUCUCCCCCUCCUCCCCCCUCCCCCACCACACCGAGUCGCUGUCAAUCGUCCUCGGUCACACUCGCCUCAGCCGCCUAUGCACGCGUCACAACAGCCGCAGCGCUUACUACGCUCCCCAAAGCCCCCAAAUCAUUCUCCAAUGCCUUCACGCUCUCCUACUCCAUUGAACAUGAACGAUCGUUACGUGAUAUUUUCCCGUACUCCUUCACCUGGAGCCAUGUCGACACGUUCCGGGAUGACAUGGGCUUGCCACGAGAUCACCCUCCCUCGCCCUCGCCACGCCAAGCACCUUCACCGUCUCCCCCACCGGCAUUCAACAACCCCUGGUCUGGCGAUGCGUACGAUGAUAUGAAUGACAAAACGCCUCCAGCUACUAGACGUCGACCAUUGACCUCGCUCGGGUUUGAUGGCAAUAAGCAGCAGGCUCGUGGUGAGCUGGUGCACCGCAACAGCGUCUAUUCCCACGAUCAUAUGGAUGGCCCGCCUCAAUUAAACAACUAUGUCCAACGGAUGGAGAGCCGUCUUCGACAGCUGGAAUCUCAAAACCGUCCGCCCGAGGACGACGAAACAGGAGGGGACGAUCAACCUCCUCCGCCACCCCCAAAGCAUGCCACACGCCACAAUUCUAUCCCUGCCCAGUAUCCACACCUGAGCGAGCGUAGGUCCGGGAGAGAUAUGAGAAAUGACAGGUUGAAUCGAACCUUCACGAACAAGUCCAAUACUACAAGCUCUAGUGGAGUGCAAAGCAUCGGGACCAAUCAAACGACGAGUACAGACAAGACUGGCCAGAGCUUGAUGAGUGGGUUUUCCGCUGGGGGGUUUAGUGCGACUAGCGCCGGGAGCUACGCAAGACGGAAUGGGACCUACCAAAGGCCGAACACCGCCAUGGAUACAGUUCGCUCUCGUGGCUUCAGUGAUGCGGGACACAUGGAUAGACCAGAAUCACCUAUGACAGGGGUAUCCUAUCACUCAAGUCACAACACAUCUCGCCAGGGCGCAUCAUCGGCCAUUCCAUGGUCGUCUAAUGACAAUGAUGUAGGCGACGCGGGUGGAGUGUUUGGUGGUCUUUCUACCCCAAAGAGUAAGAAGCAGGGCUUUUUUAAAAAGAUUUUUGAGUCUGCCAAGACAGGCGCUGCCAGUGCGAGGAGCAGCAUUUCAGUCGGCCAUGGCUCUCCGUCUCCCACAAAAGGAAACAGGGUAGUCGAUGUUGUGUCGCCACUCCUCACCUCUCACUCAAAUCGCGAUACACCGCGUGAUAAUGAAGUUAACACAAGCGCCAUUGACUGGGUUCAAGUUCGCCGUGAUGUCAAUCGAGCGUCUUCCCCCAGCCGGAAUGAGAGAAUUGACCGGGCCGAACGGUGUCAGAUGAUGGACCAUCCCGUUAUAUACGCUGUUGAGGAAUUGCAUGAUACUGCAGAGGGUGACGAAAGUAUUGACGGCUUGCCCAUCGCUGACCCUGCGAAUUUCAACUCUGGGAACUUGACCUUGGUCGACAAGAGCGCGCGGUUCAUUAAUAGCGUUCCGCCGACAACAAACCCCGUGAGUCUUGCUCAAGGCUACAUUUGUCGUCCUUAUAAGAGUGAUGUACAGCGUCUCCGCGCAAUUUUCACCUGGGUCAGCGAGAAAAUUGCGUGGGAAGAACCCGUUGAUGGCAUCGAGGUUGACAUGAAAAGAGUUUUGCACGCUAAGCGAGGCAGCCCUCAGGAGAUUGCGAUUUUGGUGAAUGAUAUGUGUGCCGCUGUUGGUCUUCACGCAGAGGUUAUCCAUGGAUUUUUGAAGACCCCUGGCAAUGCUCUGGACCUUGACAGCCUCUCCCGCCCCAACCAUUGGUGGAACGCAGUUCUCGUUGAUGGAGAGUGGCGUUUCAUGGAUUGUGCAUUGGCGAGUCCGACCAACCCUCAGAGAAGCCGGUUCGUCACCAUCAACUCUUCCGUGGCAGAAAGCUGGUAUUUCCUCGCACGGCCACUAGAUCUUUGCUAUACCCACAUUCCACUCUAUCCUGAAGAACAACACAUUUGUCCUCCGGUCUCGCCGGAUGUCCUUUUGGCACUCCCAACUGUAUGUCCACAGUACUUCAAGCUAGGCGCUCAGUUUCCGGAUUAUGACACUAGUCUGCUCCAACUUGAGGGCUUGGAAUGCAUGCAAAUUUGUCUCGUGGUCCCCCCGGAUGUCGAAUGCGCUGCUGAGGUGGAGGCUCCCGCGUUCGCGCGUGACAUGGAUGGUGACUUCUUUGAGAGUGGUGAUAUUGUGCGCAAGCGUGCCCUUGUUCAGCCGGACUGGAUCCGCGGCCAAAAGCGCAUCACUAUCAAGGCUGUCCUACCAGGGGACGAAGGACAGGCUGUGCUCAAAGUGUAUGCUGGCAAGAAGGGCCUUAUGCAUUCCAGCAAAGACAUCCCUCACCCGUUGGCCCUCGCUCUCCCUAUGUUCCACACUGGCGAGAACCCGCCCUACGACUUUGUGCUGCGUCAUCCUACACCGCAUGCUCAACGCCAUGACCUCUACAUCAUGCAGCCUCAGUGCUCUCGUUUAGCAGUUAACAAUACCUUUGUUUUUGCCGUUCGCCAGCACCCCGCUUCUCCCCAGCUCCCGUCCAAGGAUGAAUUCCCCAUGAACGGCCGCGCCUCUCCUUCCGUCUUUAAUCGUCCCUCUAGUGCAUUGAGCAUGGUGUCUAGCACUGCUGGUGCGUCGACCGUAUCCAGCAACUCCAAUGAAUUCUCGGCGUCUACUUCUGCCAUCUCCUCCACCCGCUCUGCUAGUGGACGGGACAAACCAGCCAAGCUGGCCAUCCAGUCCCCAUCCGGCAAGAUCAUGCGUCUCAGCCGUAAGGCCGAACACAUGAUAUCCCCAGACAAUCCCUCUGACUCUAUCAGAGACGCUGCGGCUGAGGGUAGUGUAUGGGAGACAGUGAUCAAGAUUGGUGAACGUGGAACCUGGCGCGGCUUGGUCCUUGCUGACCGAGUGGCACGCUGGUGUGUAUUUUGCGAGUGGGAGUGUGUUUGA
This is a messenger RNA of Penicillium longicatenatum, 4161 nucleotides long. Its product is annotated as putative SH3 domain protein (Cyk3). The record is from RefSeq and is a predicted model, not a curated record. The transcript has 2 exons. Gene Ontology annotation, molecular function: protein binding. NCBI's taxonomy places the organism in Eukaryota, Fungi, Ascomycota, Eurotiomycetes, Eurotiales, Aspergillaceae. Bases 1 to 4161 code for a protein of 1386 amino acids.